AUGGCGACCAUUAAUCAGUCAGGACAGGAUGGCGGCGAUGAUGGGACCCAUCUUCUAUCAGCUCAGGAUGGCAGCCAUUAUGGAACCCCUCAUUUGGCAGCUCAGGAUGGCGGCCAUGUUGGGACCCCUCAUCUAUCAGCUCAAGAUGGCGGCCAAGUUAUCGCUCCUAGUAUCUCCCAGUGUGCCAUUCAGGGCGGCAUCGACAUCAGCAUCACCUCACAACCAACUGUGAACACGACAUCAAACACUUCACCUUCAGGUCUCAAUGGUCCUACAAUCUACAAUAACAACAGCCAGAUUCAGUCCUGGUGCCACACGUGCCAACAGCUGGUCUACACCAUGGUGGAGUACAGGACUGGAAGUUUUGCGGUGGUAGUGUGUCUGGGCUUGUUCUUGUUGUGUGAAAGCUCCGGUGACCCGACCACGACUGACAACCCCAUCGAUGAGGAUGAUGUGGAUAUAAGCGACAAUGAGGAAGAUGAGGAGGGGGAGGAGGACGACGAGGACGAAGAUCGUGAUCAUGACGACCACCUGAUCUACCUGGAGGAGGUGUUGAGGCGUAUCCAUGGCGAGUACUACUCUCGCUACGACGCCUACCUGGGCCACAACGGAGCAGGCGCAACAGAUAACAGCAGGCAGCUAACUCUCACCCAGUGUUAUGUAAACCAAGCAUUGUGA
Messenger RNA from Engraulis encrasicolus (European anchovy), 678 nucleotides. RefSeq lists its product as uncharacterized. NCBI's taxonomy places the organism in Eukaryota, Metazoa, Chordata, Actinopteri, Clupeiformes, Engraulidae. The transcript is spliced from 4 exons. The coding region runs from base 1 to 678 and encodes 225 amino acids. The record is from RefSeq and is a predicted model, not a curated record.